AGCAGUAUUGAGAAAACACAAGCUGUCUGUUGUUUUUGUCUCAGCUGUUGAUACGAGCAGGUUAGGAGCAGUCACGUGUGCUGUUUUUACAUUUUUUUGCUUUUCAUAGAGCUCGGUAGGUAUCAGAUCCGCUUUUUUCAUAUAAACUCACACACCGAUCUGGCACAGCAAUAAACAAAACACACAGGAUUCAAUUGGCUAUACAUUCGAAAUUCCGAAGAAAUAUCGACAUUUUUCCCGUUUGAGUUUGUUUGCGUCUACAAUAUCUCAAAUUCUACAGAUUUCGUUUCACAAUCUCAAUUUUCACUCUUGAAUUUGCAAAGACUCCGAUCGCAUAGAAAUCUACAAUUUUUCACUCAAUGCUAGGUGCCACAUUCAAGCCCAGUAAAUAUGGCAAACAGCCAAAGGCAUUUCUACCACUUCCAGCCACCUUUGGCCGUAUUCACACCUUCCAUCGUCGAAACUUGACGGUGCUAACUAUUAUAGUUGUAGUGAUUUGGCUCUUUUUCAAUCCGUUCCUGGCUGUUUCUGGUAUCUUCUUGUCGCAGGAAGACCACUCCUACCCACCACCUCAUCCCCUUACCACCAAACAAGAGAUCCCGUCAAGCUCGCGAUACUUGUACCCCAAUAUCGAGCAUGCCCCUUUGUUGAAGCAGAUGACGGUUCACCAGCUCAUCAAAGAAUCACGUGUGAGAGACCACAAUUUUCCAGAGGUAGAAAAGACAGUGAUUCGUUCGCUAAAUAUGUUUGACGACCCCAACCCCAUCAUCCAGAAGCAGAAGGAAGACGAAGAGAACGCUGUCUCCGACCAGGCCAAGGCCAAAAACUACUUCAAGAACCAGGACAAAAUAGUUUAUAGACCAAGCUCUCUCAAGGGGUACCCCGAAGUCGUCAUUGUUACUGCAGUAGACUUCGAGAAGUACUCAGUAGACGAUUUGACCAAGAUCGUGCAAAACCGAGUCAAUUAUGCUCACCAACAUAAUUAUGGUAUCUAUGUACGCUGGUACCAGGAAUUCUUACCUAUCUUGAACUCGCUUAGUUAUUUGCAGAUCAAAGAAAGGGCCAAAUGGGUUCGUUUGUAUGCUACCAGAGCCGCAAUGCACGCUUUCCCGCAUGCGAAGUGGUUCUGGUAUCUAGACCAGGAUGGAUUAAUCAUGGAUUUGACCAUCAACAUCCAGGAGUACAUCUUGGAAAACGAUGCCUUGAAUCCGAUUAUGCAAAGGGAGAUACCUAUAAUACCUCCUGAUGGCACAAUUAAAACGUAUAAGAACGCCAGAGCUGACUCCAUCAAAUUGAUUAUAACUCAGUCUGACUCUAAAAUAGAAUCUAAUUCGUUUUUGGUCAAGAACGACCAUAUAGGUAGGGCCAUGUUGGAAACUUGGGGAGACCCAUUGUAUUUGACCUAUCCUAACUUUGGGUAUGGACCCGAUUCUGCAUUAACGCACAUUCUUCAAUGGCAUCCGUUUAUGUUGAGUAAGACGACAAUUAUUCCAGCUAGAACAAUUGCUUCAGCCCAUUCUCGUGCCGUCAACCUUGAUAAAAUAGUAGACAAAUUUCACUAUUUUCCAGGUGAUUUUGUAGUGCAGUGGUCUGACUGCGAGACUUUGACUUCUUGUUCGAAGAUCUUAAGUCAGCACUUCUCGAAGACGGACAAGCCUGAUGUGGAAGCUAGGGAAAAGCAGGCCAAAGCAAAGGCUGCCGAUGAAGCUAAAGCCAGAGAGAUAGCGCUAGCUAAAGAGAAAGAAAAUGCUAAGGCCAAAGGUCAAGCUGAAGCAAAGGAACAGCCCGUAGCAAAGCAGCAACCAAAGAAGGAGCAACCAAAGAAGGAAGAACCAAAGAAGGAAGAACCAAAGAAGGAAGAACCAAAGAAGGAAGAACCCAAGAAGGAAGAGCCCAAGAAGGAAGAGCCCAAGAAGGAAGAUCUUAAGAAGGAAGAGCCUAAGAAGGAAGAGUUGAAGAAAGGAGAGCCGAAGAAGGAAGACUCAAAGAAGGAAAAGCCAAAAGCAAACGAGCAACCUAAGGCUUAGGAACAGCAACAAUUGUAAUAGUAAUUAGAGAGCUAUUGCGUAGCAUUAGCAGGACUUGUUGGGCAGGUGCAACAGAUACAGAUACACAGACCGUUUCAAUUAUAAUUGCAUCUAUUCAAUUCAUAACACAUAUCAUAUAUAUACAUUGAUAAACAUAUACACUGAUAAACAUAUAUAUGUAUGC
Molecule: messenger RNA, 2211 nt
Organism: Scheffersomyces stipitis CBS 6054
Lineage: Eukaryota; Fungi; Ascomycota; Pichiomycetes; Serinales; Debaryomycetaceae
Gene: MNN11
Product: alpha-1,6-mannosyltransferase
Exons: 1
Coding region: 360-2027 (555 amino acids)
Biological process (GO): protein N-linked glycosylation
Cellular component (GO): Golgi membrane; mannan polymerase complex
Molecular function (GO): alpha-1,6-mannosyltransferase activity
Source: RefSeq, a predicted model, not a curated record